This is a messenger RNA of Hyalella azteca, 2451 nucleotides long. Its product is annotated as gastrula zinc finger protein XlCGF57.1-like. Gene Ontology annotation, biological process: regulation of gene expression. The transcript is spliced from 4 exons. Lineage: Eukaryota; Metazoa; Arthropoda; Malacostraca; Amphipoda; Hyalellidae. The record is from RefSeq and is a predicted model, not a curated record. The coding region runs from base 668 to 2095 and encodes 475 amino acids. Gene Ontology annotation, cellular component: nucleus.
CAUAACUAAGAAAAUGGGUUGGUUACAGUUCAGUGUACCAGGAUUGUGGCAGUGAGGUUUGGGUUUAAUCCCAGCUCUGUAUGACAGUUUCUGGUUAAAAUCAGCAAGGAAGCUUGGCUGUUAAGCGCAGCAGAAUUAGAGCAGUGAGUUACAUGUUUGAGACCACAGCAGGCUGUGAAUCUUCUGCAAUGUUGAGAAUCGGUGGCAGAUCUAAUAGCCAAAUCAAUGUUGAAACUGCUCCUAUUAUAACUAAUGAUAUGCAAACUAGGGCAUGGCUUGAUAAAAUUUGUAGAUAGAAUCUUUAGACAGCAACCUCAUUCAGUUAAAAGCAAAUAUUGAGCGCAAUACAUCGAACCCAACAAAAAGUACAGGACAAAAAUUUUUCAUUGUUUUUAAGGAAUGACUGAGUUUAAAUUUACUUAUCCUCUAUAAAAUAGAGCAUUUGACAACCAUUUCAAGAAGGGUUCAAACUUCACCCAUUUAAACUUACGCAGCAAAGGGCUUGUCAGCUAAUGGAUUUCCCUGGGGAGGUUUUAAAAUUGUAACUGCUUAAUGAAUUUUUUGUGCAGAUGUAUUUAUAUAUACAGAUUUUCUCAAUAAUGUGUCACAUAGCCUGAAUAUUUUAUUUUUAUCAGUUAUUACACAUCUACAAUCAUCACAUACUAUCAUGGCAAGCAAUGCAUUCAAGUGCCGGGUUUUGCUGCACCAACUCCCUGCAGCUGCCGUGGGGAGGGGCUGGUGUGCCAUGCCAAGCCUCGCUCAAGUGUGUGCUGAUGCUGGCAGUGUGAAGUGUGAAGCUUUGGAUGCUAGUUCUGCCUCCUCAGCCCCUGAAGUUCCAAUUGUGUAUGUCAAGGAGGAGUUAGUGGAAGCCAUGGAGCCAGUUCAUGUGAAGGAGGAGUCAUUCAAUUAUGAUGAAGAGACACAUGAACCUCCCAGCCCUGGUUGUGGGGAUCCGCCAGUCCCCCCUCCCCCGCUGUGUGUGCCCUGCAAGAGGGAAGCGCCAAGUGAGGCUCAUGAGGCUCCCCACGCCCCUCAACAUUCCUCGUUGAUUGAUGGGCCCAGCAGCGGCAAGUUGUCCACGGCUGGGAAAGCUGCUGGCGAUUUCCACGUCUCUGCAGCAGCGGCUGGUGGCGGUGGCCACGUCUCUGCAGCAGCGGCUGGUGGCGGUGGCCACGUCUCUGCAGCAGCGGCUUGUGGUGGUGGCCACGUCUCUGCAGCAGCGGCUGGUGGCGGUGGCCACGUCUCUGCAUCAUCCAGCCCCAAGCAGCUCGCCCAGAUGCUGCAGCAACAUAUUCCUGAUAAACAUGCACGCAAGAGAACCUAUCAAUGUGCUGAUUGUGAAUAUGUUGGUCUUUUUAAGUGUAAUUUAAGUAGGCAUAUUCUUUCCAAGCAUACAACAGAGAAACCUUUUUCCUGCUCUGAGUGCUCACAUACUUGCGUCACAAAAUUAGAUCUAAGUAGACAUAUUCUUCAUAAACAUUCAGCAGAGAAACCUUUCACCUGCUCUGAGUGCUCAUAUACUUGCGUCACAAAAUUAGAUCUAAGUAGACAUAUUCUUUAUAAACAUUCAGCACAGAAACCUAUUACCUGCUCUGGAUGCUCAUAUGCUUGUGUCACACGAUCAGAUCUGAAGAAACAUAUUCUUUUCAAGCAUUCAGUCGAGAAACCUUUCACCUGCUCUGAAUGCUCAUAUUCCUGCGUCACACAACAAAAUCUAAGAAGUCAUAUUCUUUAUAAACAUUCAGCAGGGAAAUCUUUUACCUGCUCUGAAUGCUCAUAUGCUUGCGUCACACGAACAGAGCUAAAGCGACAUAUUCUUUCCAAGCAUUCAGCUGAGAAGCCUUUUUGCUGCUCCGAGUGCUCAUAUGCCUGUGUCACACAACGAAAUCUAAGUAGUCAUAUUCUUUAUAAACAUUCAGCAAAGAAACCUUUUAAAUGUUCUGAAUGCUCAUAUGCUUGCGUCACACGAUCAAAUCUAAAUCGACACUGUCUCUCCAAGCAUUCAGCUGAGAAGCCUUUUGCCUGUUCCCAGUGCGAAUAUUCGUGCGUCGAUCGUCGCGAUCUCGAUCGGCAUAUUCUCCGUAUGCAUUCUUGAUCAAAAACUCACCCAAUGGAGUGAAAUUCUUGAUUAAUUUACGAUAUAAACUUGUGAACCUCCGUUGCUAGGUGCUGUUCCCGGUGCCCCGGGCUGAAUUUUCUUGUUGAUAUUGGCAUGGUGCUGCCCGGUGUCAAUCAGGCGUCUCAUUCUAUUCAUUAUAAUUGAGACGUAAUAUUCACUAGACGUGAUAUAGAUUGAUGUAAAAGUACUAGACUUAGUCAGCAUGGGCACCAUCACGUGAAAGAUCACGCGAUCAAGCCCUCAGUAGUGGGCGGAAGACGUACUUCUAUAAAAGGGCUGGGAACCUUAGUAAGUCCCCCGCAGAUGCUGACAAGUACACCCGCCGCGAUGUA